AAGGCCCCGGUCCCAGUGCUCAUUAAGCCAAUUUCCAUGACGUGGGCAUGGUAUGUCAUUGGUCCAUAUUUUCUCCACGACUCGAUUCUCCUAUGCACAGGGUCCUGUAUAACCCCCAAACCGAGGGUCCCUUAUCCACCUCAUACUUCACAUCUCCCAAAAAACCCAUGAGCACUCAAGAUACAAGCUUUUUAUACGUAUUGACUUCUAACUGAUCUACCUAGCUUUGUGGCCAUACUCAUUUCUUACCUCGGCCUUCAGCGUAAUCUUUAACUAUGCAUACCUACACGGAUUGGACUUUGCCUCUAACGGUCAAUGACAAACGCUUGCGUUUGAUACGGCAUAUUGCGAAUGCCGACUGCUAUGGCCCUGCACUCCUUAGUUGUGCUCUUUUGUUCACUCACAUCGUCGCCGAUUCUCCCUGUGGCUUUGAUCUUGACGCUGAAUCUCCCGACCACGCUGUCGCGCGCUUCCCUUAUCUGCUGCACAACUAAAAGUCCGUCGAACCAAACUUCUCUCCGCUGUUGCGUCCGCCGAUCUCCGCAGCGCACGUCUUCGUCGCAUCGCAAUCUGUCCCAACGCCUAACGUUCAUGCUUACCAAUAAUUACAGCUCCAGUGUGCUGCACGUUGGCCUGAAAAAGCUCGCGUCGGGCGCGAAGACAGUGGUUCGGAAACAACACUACUCCCUAGUUUCCUCCCACCGGCUCUCCACUUCGGUCUGCGCAGCACGCAAGGCGAGAAAAGUAGCGGGUUGUGCCACUUCGGAGGAGUUCCCCAGUUAUAUAUGGAAGAUAUACGGAUGCAUGCCGUCACAAAUUCGACGCAUCGAUUGUGUUAAUUUGAGACGCUAACAGAAGGAAUGGAGGUUUGUCGAAGUGAGAGCGCAACAGGAAUCACCACUGAAAGUGACAUUGUUAUGAUAUUAUAUGUACAUUAUCUUGUAAAAGACAAGGGCUUGGCCGGCCAGAGGACGAUGAUGAUCGCUUUGCCC
Molecule: messenger RNA, 992 nt
Organism: Cantharellus anzutake
Lineage: Eukaryota; Fungi; Basidiomycota; Agaricomycetes; Cantharellales; Hydnaceae
Exons: 3
Coding region: 352-852 (166 amino acids)
Source: RefSeq, a predicted model, not a curated record